UCGCUAUGACAGUGAUAUAUAGCGUAGCGCAUCACUAAAUCCGACAACACGUCAGGAGAGGGGCGCGGCGUAACGUAACAAGUGGGCUGAACCCUUGUUUUGGCAAAAGCAACAAGCGACUUACUUUGUUUGGCGAUAUAUAUACAUAUAUGUGCGUGUGUGCUACAUAGUUUUAAGCAUAGAUCAGCGCAGCGAACUCAAGUUGAAAUGUAUUUUCAAAGAAAAAUGGAAACAAAAUGGAAAAUCGGCAUGUUUUAAGGGCGUUGCCCAGUUGAGCGGCCUAAAUGGAUAUUGUGACUGAGCUAUUUCGUGACAGACUAUGAUCCAACCAUCGAGGACUCCUAUACGAAGCAAUGUGUCAUUGAUGAUGUGCCCGCCAAAUUGGAUAUUCUGGAUACAGCUGGUCAGGAGGAAUUUAGUGCAAUGCGUGAACAGUAUAUGCGUUCCGGCGAGGGUUUCCUGCUCGUGUUCUCGUUGAAUGAUCAUUCCAGCUUCGAUGAAAUACCCAAAUUUCAGCGUCAAAUCUUGCGUGUCAAGGAUCGUGAUGAGUUUCCCAUGUUGAUGGUGGGCAACAAAUGCGAUUUGGAACAUCAGCGUCACGUCUCGCUGGAGGAGGCACAAAAUACCAGCAGAAAUCUAAUGAUACCCUAUAUUGAAUGCAGUGCCAAGCUGCGAGUGAAUGUGGAUCAGGCGUUUCAUGAGCUGGUCCGCAUUGUGCGCAAAUUUCAAAUAGCCGAACGACCCUACAUUGAGGAGGGUUUCAAAAAGAAGGGCAAGAAGAAGUGCUGCCUCAUGUAAAACUGGGCAAUUAAAACGAUUCUCCACAAAUCAAGAAGAGGAGGAGAAAUAUGAAUGUAACGAGUAUAACACCAAAAUUUUAUAAUUAAUUAAUAACGCGCGUCGACUGAGCUAUUUAGAAAUUCCGAUGACCCAGUAAAUUGAAGUAAUCCCAGCUACAGCAAAAACCCAACGAAAUGCAUUUUGUUAACUGCCUGAACAUAAAAUGAAUUGUCUAAAAGCUCAUGCUACGCCCACACUCGCCAGUUAAACUAACUCAAAAAAAAA
Molecule: messenger RNA, 1065 nt
Organism: Drosophila hydei
Lineage: Eukaryota; Metazoa; Arthropoda; Insecta; Diptera; Drosophilidae
Gene: Ras64B
Product: ras-like protein 2
Exons: 3
Coding region: 424-798 (124 amino acids)
Biological process (GO): signal transduction
Cellular component (GO): plasma membrane
Molecular function (GO): GTP binding; GTPase activity; GDP binding
Source: RefSeq, a predicted model, not a curated record